This is a messenger RNA of Sesamum indicum (sesame), 1932 nucleotides long. The record is from RefSeq and is a predicted model, not a curated record. NCBI's taxonomy places the organism in Eukaryota, Viridiplantae, Streptophyta, Magnoliopsida, Lamiales, Pedaliaceae.
AUGAAAGUAAUUUCAGCCUUCCCAUAAAUUUUCCCUGUAGCUAAAGGGCACUUAAGUCGCACAUUUUCCACCUACCUUCUCAUCAUCAAACAGCAAAAUUGAACACCAUCUUUGUCCCUCAAAGCCCAUCAAAUCCCAUUUCAUCACCAUGGGGAGGAAGCCAAAAGCAAAGCCUUCAUUCUUCAAAGUUCUCAUCAAAGACUUCGCUCAAAAACUCAACCUGCCGCCUGUUUUUGUGCAGAAAUACGGCCGAAUGCUGCCUGGAACAGCUGAGCUCAGAACCAGUUUCGGAGAAACCUGGAGUGUGAAGCUUGAGAUAGAAGACGAGAAAUACUGCUUUACGGGGGGCUGGAGUAAAUUUGUAAAAGAUGCGGAACUGGAAGUGGGGGAAUUUCUGGUUUUCUGGUUUAACAUUGGUAAAUCCACCUUUGAUGUUUCAGUAUACGGAAUCAAUGGCUGCGAAAAAGAAAUUUCAAGCAGGAAUAAUACCUUGACAGAGGACUCGGAUGCUGAACUACGCAAUGACGAUGCUAAUAAGAAACAACCAAGAACUGGCGUUUGCCAGACUGAAGCUGGAGGGAGUGGCAUCACGACGAACCCAAGAUUCGAAGUAGUUCUGACUCAAAGCCGGAAAUUAAGACCAUCGCUCCGUAAGGGAUUCGCCGAGGCCGCUUGUUUAAUUGGGAAAAAAGCUGUGGUGCUGGAGUACCCGCCCAAGGAUCGAUAUUGGCCGGUCCUCCUGGAUAGCAAGUCGCUGCGCCAUUUUAGGCUUGACUUUGCUGCGGGCUGGCUGGAAUUCCGUAGAGAAAAUGAUUUACGGCUGGGAAAGACCUACUCAUUUGAGUUUAAUCCUACCAAGAAUGUGAUUCAAGUUAGGGAGUUGAAAUAGAAGAGGACUUGCUAGUACUCUGUUGUUAGUAUGAAUUUAUGUUUGAAUUGAUGCUUUCCCAAUGUACGUGCAUUGUCCCUAUGUAUGUAUGUAAAGCAUGCACUUAAGCGAAGUCGUUGUAUCAUCUACCAACCUUGUAUGGAAUCAACAAUUGUCUGUCAAUAAUAAUAUGGUUAGACCAUUAAUAAUAUGAUGAUCAUUAAAAUCUAUUAUUCCAAAAAAGAAAGAAAAAAGAAAUUGUACAACAUCAAUUGUUUCUUAUGUUCUGAAACUAAAUCAGACAUAAACGUCCGGCGUAUGACUUGCAGAAAUCUUACCCACUCUGCGACACGUUGAUUCAAUUUUCAACUGUAUAAUAGAUAUCAAACAUGGCGUGCAUUGAUUAUAUUUAGGUUCAUUAUUAUGGUUAUGGUCCGGUUUACUUGUCAAGAGGUCGUUCAUUCUUUUCAGGGUCACAAGUCACGAGCCUAUUCUUCAGUCAGGAACUAAAAAGGACAGGAUGCAGAGUAAUAAAGUUACUAGUGUUGAGCAAGAAUAGUGUUGCAGAAUCCCUGGUGGAUCCCCACUAGGGAUCCUGUUGGAUUUCUGCAUCAGUAGUGAAAUUCGUCAAUUAGUGCAUUGAUGAGAGAAUCUAUUCCCCACGGAUAUGAAUCUUAUUGGUCUUGCCAACGGUGCCUCCUGGAUUAGCGAGAAAGAAGUUCUGUCAAUCCAGGAAACAUAGCCUGAUUUAUAAAAUGUGGUCAUAGGCUAGUUCAGCGGCCAGAUUCGCGUUGUUUUCCUGGGAAAUUCCAUGGGGAAGAACUCAGAAACCAGGGCUUCUUUCUACAAGUUCUUGAACAACGAUGACUUCAAUUCUAGGCUCCGAAUUCCGCCUGAUUUUAUGAGAAAUUAUGGAGAGAUUUUGCCUCGGAAGACCACACUGAGAACUGAUGAACCUGGAAAAUCAUGGAGGGUUAGAAUAGAACAACUGGGGCAACGCCACUUCUUCACCCAAGGAUGGGCCGAAUUCGCUAAAGAUGUUGAUCUGAAAUUUCGGGAAUUUG